UCUGCCUCUCCCUCAUGUACUGUGCUGUUUAGAGCUUGUUUCCCCCAACCCUUUUUUUUUUCUUUUUUUUUUUUUUUUUGGUGCUUUAUUGCUGUUAUUGUUAUUAUCUUAAUUUUUCUUCUUCGUGAUGUGCUGUUAGAAACCACUCCGGGACUACUCCAGCAGUAGGAAGACCGAGGAGUGGAGUGGAUGAAUUUACCGAUGAGAGAUCCAGUAAUCCCUGGGACAAGCAUGGCUUAUCAUCCUUUUUUACCGCACCGGGCACCGGACUUUGCCAUGAGCGCUGUGUUGGGACAUCAGCCUCCCUUCUUCCCGGCUCUGGCUUUGCCUCCCAACGGGGCAGCCGCCCUCUCCCUUCCCGGGGCUCUGGCUAAACCCAUCAUGGACCAGCUAGUGGGGGCUGCAGAGACUGGUAUUCCCUUUUCUUCCCUGGGUCACCAGGCAGCAGCUCAUCUGAGGCCUUUAAAAACUCUGGAGCCAGAAGAAGAGGUAGAAGACGAUCCGAAAGUGCAUCUGGAAGCUAAAGAGCUUUGGGAGCAAUUCCAUAAAAGAGGCACGGAGAUGGUGAUUACCAAAUCGGGAAGGAGAAUGUUUCCUCCAUUUAAAGUGAGAUGCACUGGACUGGAUAAAAAGGCCAAGUACAUUUUAUUGAUGGAUAUUGUGGCGGCUGAUGAUUGUAGGUACAAAUUCCAUAAUUCCCGGUGGAUGGUAGCCGGCAAGGCUGACCCUGAAAUGCCAAAGAGAAUGUACAUCCACCCGGACAGCCCGGCCACCGGCGAACAAUGGAUGUCCAAAGUCGUCACCUUCCACAAGCUGAAGCUCACUAAUAACAUCUCUGACAAGCACGGAUUUGUGAGCGUGUGUACCAUUUUAAACUCCAUGCACAAGUACCAGCCCCGGUUCCACAUCGUCCGAGCCAACGAUAUCCUCAAGCUUCCUUACAGCACGUUCAGGACCUACGUUUUCCCCGAGACUGAAUUCAUCGCAGUGACCGCAUACCAGAAUGAUAAGAUCACGCAAUUAAAAAUUGACAACAACCCCUUUGCCAAAGGUUUUCGGGACACCGGGAAUGGCAGAAGGGAGAAGAGGAAGCAGCUGACCCUGCAGUCCAUGCGGGUGUACGACGAGAGGCAGAAGAAGGAGAAUCCCACCUCGGACGAGUCAUCCAAUGAGCAGACGGCCUUCAAGUGCUUUGCCCAGUCCUCGUGCCCUGCCGUGCCUGCCGUGGGCACCUCCAGCCUCAAAGAUCUCUGCCCCAGCGAGGGAGACAGCGACGCAGACAGCAAAGACGAUCCCUUGCUAGAAGGCAACGAGUCGGGCAAAAUCAGCACGACCACCGCCGCCACCCCAGCGCCGGCCAGCUCCGCUGCCACCGCAGGGGACGACCCCCGGGACAAGGGCGGCAGCCCCUCCAAAAGCCACUUCUUCCCUGGGGACUCGGCAGGGAGUCGGAGCCGAGAGAGGACUGAGAAAGCCCCUCCGGACUCCCGACACAGCCCGGCUACCAUCUCUUCCAGCACCCGGGGGGGAAGCCUGAGCGGCGAGGAACUGAAAAGCCCCCUGAGGGAUGGCCCCAAAGUAGAUGAGAACCGACUGCUGGGGAAAGAGCCCUUCACCCCCCUGACGGUGCAAACCGACAGCACGGCCCACCUGAGCCAGGGACACUUGCAGAACCUCGGCUUUCCCCCUGCCCUGGCCGGCCAGCAGUUCUUCAACCCUCUGGGGAACGGGCACCCGCUGCUGCUGCACCCCGGGCAGUUCGCCAUGGGGGGAGCCUUCUCCGGCAUGGCCGCGGGCAUGGGGCCCCUCCUCGCCACCGUCUCCGGGGCAUCCGCCGGGGUCUCGGGACUGGACAACACGGUCAUGGCCACGGCGGCGGCCCAGGGACUCUCGGGAGCAUCGGCGGCUGCUUUGCCUUUCCAUCUGCAGCAGCACGUCCUGGCUUCACAGGGCCUGGCCAUGUCUCCUUUCGGCAGCCUUUUCCCCUACCCCUACACCUACAUGGCGGCGGCCGCCGCCGCCUCCAGCGCCGCUUCCAGCUCGGUGCACCGGCACCCGUUCCUGAGCGCCGUGCGGCCGCGGCUCCGCUACAGCCCCUACCCGCUGCCCGUGCCCCUGUCGGACGGCGGCAGCCUCCUCACCACCGCCCUGCCCGGCCUGGCCGCCGGCUCCGGCGAGGGCAAGGCGGGCGGGCUGAGCGCCAGCCCCGGCUCCGUGCCCCUGGACUCCGCCUCGGACCUCACCAGCCGCUCCUCCACCCUCUCGUCCGGCUCCGUGUCCCUGUCCCCCAAGCUGGGCGCGGACAAGGAGGCGGCCACCAGCGAACUGCAAAACAUCCAGCGCCUGGUCAGUGGGCUCGACCCCAAGCAGGACAGAUCCCGCAGCGGCUCCCCGUAA
This is a messenger RNA of Cinclus cinclus, 2397 nucleotides long. RefSeq names its product T-box transcription factor 3 (gene TBX3). Gene Ontology annotation, molecular function: RNA polymerase II cis-regulatory region sequence-specific DNA binding; DNA-binding transcription factor activity, RNA polymerase II-specific. The transcript is spliced from 8 exons. Gene Ontology annotation, biological process: cardiac chamber development; central nervous system development; positive regulation of cell population proliferation. The record is from RefSeq and is a predicted model, not a curated record. Gene Ontology annotation, cellular component: nucleus. Lineage: Eukaryota; Metazoa; Chordata; Aves; Passeriformes; Cinclidae. The coding region runs from base 190 to 2397 and encodes 735 amino acids.